Molecule: messenger RNA, 881 nt
Organism: Archocentrus centrarchus (flier cichlid)
Lineage: Eukaryota; Metazoa; Chordata; Actinopteri; Cichliformes; Cichlidae
Product: TLC domain-containing protein 2-like
Exons: 3
Coding region: 516-881 (121 amino acids)
Biological process (GO): plasma membrane organization; phospholipid homeostasis; regulation of membrane lipid distribution
Cellular component (GO): plasma membrane
Source: RefSeq, a predicted model, not a curated record
UUGGAGAUUGUUGAUGUCAAAAAGUUACACAAGCUCGGAUGAGGUUUUACAAUAAGGAGCUUUCACAACCGUAAACAGGGAAUCACGCUUAGAUCCAUCAUUCACAUCUACCGGCUCCACCUGUGAGCGCGGGGCUUCUCUUUAGGGGAUUAUUAUAGAGAGAGUGGGAAAAACACUCCAAAUUCAGUCCAUAUCAGCGGGAAACCAUCCACGCCUUCUCUCUGUGGACAAUAAGCACCACACUGCGAGUUUCACAAGCUUCGCGGAGCGUCUGGUGAUCUGACUUGUUUGGGGACUCUCUGGUAUGUUAACGUGAUUGUCUCGGUCGUCACAAACAAGUAAGCCCGCUGUCGUGUGUUUGUCUGGGUGAGGGUCGCAGGCUUCGCCGUCGCUGCCACUACCAUCACCACUACCACCGCCGCUUACAUCAGCGCUCAUUGGGGUUGGGUGGCGGGGUGGGGAGGGUAUACUCGUGGCUUUUGUAAUCUUCACCUCGUGGACGAAACGUUUUAGCGAUGGAGUUGGAGUCCGUGAUUUUGACGACUGGAGGUUCGGUGGGAUUUUUCAAGCUUGUCAACAUCGGGGUCAGUAAACUCCCCAUACCCGAGACUGCCUGCAGGAACCCUUGGAAAUGGAGAAACAUCUCGACGUCGUGUGUGCACAGCCUGAUCACCGCGACAUGGGCAGUGCUUUGCUUUUUCCUCCACCCGCAGAUGGCCGAGGAUCUGAUAGAAACACACUCCGUGUUUUCUCAUGUUUUGGUCUCUUUCUCAAUCGGUUACUUCAUCUAUGACUUCUUUGACAUGGUGGGGAACCAGAAGCUGAGUCAAUCAUGGGAGCUGCUCUUCCAUCACAUCGUGGUACGUGUUUCCAUAAACUGA